Molecule: messenger RNA, 1754 nt
Organism: Culex quinquefasciatus (southern house mosquito)
Lineage: Eukaryota; Metazoa; Arthropoda; Insecta; Diptera; Culicidae
Gene: mei-W68
Product: meiotic recombination protein SPO11
Biological process (GO): reciprocal meiotic recombination; meiotic DNA double-strand break formation; meiotic DNA double-strand break processing
Cellular component (GO): nuclear chromosome
Molecular function (GO): DNA topoisomerase type II (double strand cut, ATP-hydrolyzing) activity; ATP binding; DNA binding
Source: RefSeq, a predicted model, not a curated record
UGCUCAAACGUUGAACCGGUCUUUUGAAGAUUCUGGAUUUGAUCACACCUUCGUGCCGACAAGGGAUAUGAUGGAAGAUACGUUUGAUGACGUAUCAAUGCGAAGUAUUACACCUUUAGAAGGUGGAGUUGAGUCGAGUUUUGGUAGUAUGUUCGACACUAGUAUCGAGUACUGGGAUACAUUACUGCAGAAAGUAAAUCUACAUGAAAAGUUCUACACGUCCAUUGCAGACACUGAGGAAACCCGUAUGGAAGUCACAAUCGAGAACAAAAAUCUUUGUUUGAAUUCGGAAACCGAUCCCAUAGGCGUUGAAACGAUGAAAUCUCUUCGAGAUGUCCCUGCCCAUGACAAUGAUUCGAAUGCAACUGAAAAAGAAAUCGUUGUGGAACAAUUCGUCAACAUCAAUAUCAGUCCAUGUCGCAAGGAGCAUGACGAUGCUCCUUACCUUCAAGAUUUUGGUAAUCUCUUACCAACGCAAUCUCAAGAUCGUCUGAGACCCAACUCAAGCCCCGUUGAAGAUCCCCAAGCUUCCGUAACACCUCCACCAGCUCUACGACUUGACCAAUCCCUUCAACCCUCGAUUAUCCCUCGCUUGAACUCUGGACCCAUCGCUAACCUUCCCGUUCGGCAGAAAGAACUGGUUGCAAAAAUUUUGCAAAUUUUCAAACGGUUGACCCAAAUGGAACUCCAGGAGAAUAACUUGGAAGUGAAGGUUAAGCCAAAACCAACCUGGGACUUGUGCCGCAUGGAAAACGACAUUCUUACUCAAAAAGUCUCCACCAAAAGCCGGCGAGUUGUGUACCAUCACAAAAAUGGUAGACAUCAGUCUUUGAUAAUAUUCCUCAUGUCGGAAAUUUUCAAACUACUAACGCUGCGAACAUCCUGCUCGAAGCGGGAACUCUACUAUCGUGAUCCACAGCUGACCCAUAGCCAAAGAACCGUUGACAAAGGUCUCCAAGACGUCUGCUUCCUGCUCGAAGCAAACCUGUGGGAGUUGAACGUGUUCUCGUCAUCCAAAGGGCUCGUCGCUGGACCGCUAAAGUUCCGGUCUAAGCAUCAGGAAAUGGUCGAUUGCCAUAACAGUCUCGGCACGCUAAUCCCCGCCGAUGUGCUCGGGUUGAUGGAAAUCUCUGUCGAUGCCGAGAUGGUUCUGAUUGUCGAGAAGGAUACCGUAUUUCGAAGACUGCUGGAAGAUCGGAUACUAGACCGAAUGUCGCGAAAGCUACUCCUGGUCACGAGCAAAGGCUAUCCGGACGUUGGGACGCGCCUUCUCCUCCAGAAAAUCUGGACCACCUACCGGAUCCCCAUGUUCGCCCUCGUUGACGCCGAUCCGUUCGGCAUCGAAAUCUACUGCGUUUACAAGUUCGGUUCGCUUGCCCUGUCGCACCAAUCCCAGUACCUGGCGGUUCCAGCCAUCCGCUGGAUCGAGUCCGCCCGUCCCACAUUCCUGCUAGGACUCAAGCCCCUUCCACUCAACGGCAGGGAUCGAGCCCGGAUCGACGAGCUUCUCAAGCGACCCUACAUUGGCAAAGCAGGCUGUGAGCUGGCGCGCGAACUGCGGCUCAUGAGCGAACUGGACGUCAAGGCCGAGAUCGAAAGUCUGGUGGACAUUUCCACGGACUACUUGAUCAACGACUAUCUGCCGGCUCAGCUGAAGCUUGCGUUCAUUGAUGGGUUUCAGGUGACAAAUGGUUCGAAUUACUAGUUCAUUUGACUACGCUCGAAUCAAGCAAAUUUAUACCUUAGCAACAUAU